Anopheles funestus (African malaria mosquito) is the source of this 1387-nucleotide messenger RNA. Its product is annotated as CLIP domain-containing serine protease 14D-like. Gene Ontology annotation, biological process: proteolysis. The coding region runs from base 203 to 1387 and encodes 394 amino acids. Lineage: Eukaryota; Metazoa; Arthropoda; Insecta; Diptera; Culicidae. The record is from RefSeq and is a predicted model, not a curated record. Gene Ontology annotation, molecular function: serine-type endopeptidase activity. The transcript has 5 exons.
GAGUACGCUCAUCGGUUCGGCACCAUACGCGCGCACGCUGCACGAAACGUCCACCUGCUUAUGCUCUCGUCCGCCGGUGGUUAGUUACCGUCGCACACUCGAACCGUACGCACAGUGCAUCUACCUGUUCCGUUCGGCGAUCAGGUGAAGAAUAGAAUCUGUAACGAACCGGUCGGGAAGUGUACAAUAGGCCACGAACGAGAUGCCUUCCGCACGUGGUUGUGUGCAAGUAGCGGUGCCGGUAAUUAUCAUCGUCUUGUGCAUGCUACAUUCUAGCGCGGCUCAGUAUCAAAACCCAUGCCGGACACCAGACCAGAAGGGAGGGAUCUGCGUAACGGUGGCACAGUGUCCACUGGUCAGGCGUCUGCUGAAUCAACCGCUUCUAACAGCGAACAUCGUACGCUUUCUCGAAGCCAGCCGCUGCGGGAUCGUCGACAAAAGGGUGCUGGUGUGUUGUGAAGCACCAGAAAACAUCGUACCGGCCACAACAAACGCACCACCCGUACAGACGCAACCGCCACCCAGUGGACCCACGGGGAACAGAUUUUCGUACGAGGAACAGCUUCGGCUACUGCCCGCCGAAUGUGGCAUACAGUAUACGGAUCGCAUCAUCGGCGGUGAACGGGCACAGAUCGACGAAUAUCCCUGGGCCGCCCUGAUCCAGCAUCGCCGUAGAAAUGGUGAGCUCAAGUUCCACUGUGGUGGGGCAAUUAUUAACGAACGCUACGUGUUGACGGCGGCACAUUGUAUUGCAAACAUAAACCGAGCCUGGACACUGACUGCCGUCCGGUUAGGCGAGUGGGAUCUCGAAUCGGUUGAAGAUUGUAGCACAUCCCAUGGUGAAUUAAUUUGUGCCGAACCCGUCCAGGAUAUACCGAUCGAAAAGGUGCUAGUGCAUCCCGGCUACACCGUCAGUAAGACGUCGGUAAAGAACGAUAUUGCACAAAUACGGCUUGCCCGCUUGGUGCAGUUUAAUGACUACGUGCAGCCCAUCUGCUUACCGAUUGAACCCGCGGAGCGUACAAUGUCUUACGAUGGUAAGCGAUUCGUUGUAGCUGGUUGGGGUCAAACGGAAGAAGCAUUGCAAAGUCGCUACAAACUAUUCGUUGGUGUGGCUGGCGUUCCAGAGCAACAGUGCCGACAGCAGUAUCCGGAAGCCAAUAUCGAUCAGACGCAGGUGUGCGCGGGUGGUACUGCGAAUAAAGAUUCCUGCCGUGGUGAUUCCGGUGGACCGCUCAUGUACGUCGGGCAGCGCAACUCGGAAGGCGUACUGUAUCUUGGUGGUUUGGUUAGCUUUGGACGACAGUGCGGGCUUCAGGGCGUGCCGGGGGUAUACACACGAGUCAAUCAGUACAUUGAAUGGAUCGUUCAAAAUUUGGAACCAUAA